Molecule: messenger RNA, 1320 nt
Organism: Anopheles bellator
Lineage: Eukaryota; Metazoa; Arthropoda; Insecta; Diptera; Culicidae
Gene: HLH54F
Product: transcription factor 23
Exons: 3
Coding region: 216-1079 (287 amino acids)
Biological process (GO): developmental process; regulation of transcription by RNA polymerase II
Molecular function (GO): DNA-binding transcription factor activity, RNA polymerase II-specific; RNA polymerase II transcription regulatory region sequence-specific DNA binding; protein dimerization activity
Source: RefSeq, a predicted model, not a curated record
CCGUGAUACCAUUCCACCAGCGCAGCCGAAUCGAAUUCUCAUUCCUCGUCCAAAGUGAAGUGAUCAGUUCAAAGGACAACACAUCGUAUUGCACCCAGUCCUGGAUCACGAAUUCUGUUCUGUUUGAUGAUCAUCCGUGAGUGCGUGAAACCUCACAGUUUGAAUACAGUUUCCAUAAAGUGAGCGCUAAACAGGCCAAGUGAGACGAUCGCAGAAUGCCCAAACGGAAACGAGCCCCAUCGCCAAAAUUCGAUCUACUAGAAGACGGCUUCGACGAUGACCUCAGCUCUAAUGACGACAAACCAGGCACCCCGAUCCAGCGUAAUGCGGCCAACGCGCGGGAACGGGCUCGGAUGCGCGUACUGUCCAAAGCCUUCUUCAACCUGAAGCGCAACAUACCGUGGGUUCCGGCGGACACCAAGCUCUCCAAGCUGGACACGCUGCGGUUGGCCAAAAACUACAUCAACUACCUGGCGGCCACACUCGACGGGCAGUCGGUGGAGGACUUUUCGUCCAAUUUGGCGCAACCUCCGAAGACGGCGUGGCCUUUCAUUUUUCAACAAGUUCAGCCACACGUCGAGCCGAGCAAAUCCGCGAAGAAUCCGCCAGCAUUCGCUGCAUCAACAACGUCGCCAGUCGCGGUGCCAAAUGUCGGUCAAACCACGUGCUCGGCGGCCGAUCAAAAGUGGAAGGACUACCAUCUGAAGGAAGGCACUUGCCGUGGCCCAUCCAGCGGACCUGAAGAUAUCGGGUCUCACAACGUCAAGUCACCGCACCUCCCGCCACCACCGGCAGCUGUUAUGCACGGAUUCUCGGAAUCAACACCAAGCGUCGGCAUGGAAGGUGUCAACGAUUAUGGUGGGUACGGUGAGCCGAUGAUCAGCUCGCAUCAUCAGCAUCAGCGUCAGCAUCCGCUUCAACAACAGCAGCGCCUACAGCAUCAGCACCAUCAUCAACAGUCCGGUUAUUAUCAAGGAACCGUGCAACAAUCGCACAACGACGGUUGCCACCUCGGUGGCGGCCUUUCAGUUGCAACAUCUUACCAGCGGCACCACAUGACUUCGAUCGGCGGUGAUUAAUGCGGAAAUCGUUUGAUUUAGUGAACCCGAGCCAUUGUGCUCGUAGCAUAUCUUUAUGUUUUAUCAUAAAACCAAAGUAUUAUACUGUAUUGCUUUAGCGAGUAUUGAAAUUCGAAAUAAAACGAUGUGAACGGGAACUGUACAAUGCGUGCAGUAAAGAUUUUUAAGCCAGAUAGAUUGCCACUAGCUCUAAAUCGUUACAUUCGUGAAUUUGUUUAGUAUUUACAACACGAAAACGACA